Molecule: messenger RNA, 4587 nt
Organism: Nycticebus coucang (slow loris)
Lineage: Eukaryota; Metazoa; Chordata; Mammalia; Primates; Lorisidae
Gene: INCENP
Product: inner centromere protein
Exons: 18
Coding region: 232-2880 (882 amino acids)
Biological process (GO): mitotic cytokinesis; meiotic spindle midzone assembly; positive regulation of protein serine/threonine kinase activity
Cellular component (GO): meiotic spindle midzone; midbody; kinetochore
Molecular function (GO): protein serine/threonine kinase activator activity
Source: RefSeq, a predicted model, not a curated record
CGCCCGCGCUGCACCGCCUGGUUGCCGCUCUGGAGUGGUGAGGCCGGAAAACCUGGAGCCGAGAGGGUCUGGGCAGGUGGGGGCUGGGGUAGGGAGACUGCUGAACUUGGAUCGGAGCAGCACUCAGAAACUUGGAUCGGACUUGGAUCGGAAACGCGGUGCAGACAAGUACCAGCCCUCCGCCCUGAGCCCUUGUGCCGUUUGUCCCUACCUUCACCAGACACAGCCACCAUGGGGACGACAGCCCCAGGGCCUAUUCACCUGUUGGAGCUCUGUGAACAGAAGCUCAUGGAGUUUCUCUGCAACAUGGACAAUAAGGACUUGGUGUGGCUGGAGGAGAUCCAGGAGGAGGCCGAGCGCAUGUUCACCAGAGAAUUCAGCAAAGAGCCAGAGCUGAUGCCCAAAACACCUUCUCAGAAGAACCGCCGGAAGAAAAGACGAGUUUCUUAUGUUCAGGAUGAAAACAGAGACCCCAUGAGGAAAAGAUUAUCCCGAAGAAAGACUCGAAGCAGCCAGCUGAGUUCCCGGUGCCUCCGCAGCAAGGACAGUGUGCAGAAGCUUGCCACGGUGGUGGGUGAGAAUGGCUCUGUCCCGCGACGGGUGACUCGUGCUACGGCCGCAGCUGCAGCUGCCACUGUGGCAUUGGCUGCACCUUCGCCCACCCCCGAAUCUCCUACAGUGCUGACCAAGAAGCCUGAGGACAGCCUCGCCCAGGGCCAGCUGGUGCCCGUGGUAGAGAUAGGCAUCAAUGAGCGCCGGAGUGCUGAGCUCUGCAUCACCCAGUCCAAGUCCACCCAGGCUGUGUUUCAGACUCUUUCCCUAAGCUCUGCUUCAGCCACAGCUGUAGACUCUCAGGGCAUACUGACAUCAGAUGAAGAAUCAACACCCAAGAAGACAGAGGCUGGGAUACUGGAAUCUGUCGCAGUGAGCACCCUCAUGGCUACACCCCACGACCCCAAGGGUCGAGGGGUUGGGACAGGGCGGUCUGUCUCUAAGCUCAGGAUUGCAGGGUUGUCCCCGGGCCCACGAGACUCUCCUGGCUCUCCGGACUCUCCAUGGCGGCAGCGGGUGCUGGCACCCAUCCUCCUGGAUAACUCCUCCAUGCCCACAAGCUCCCAUGCGGACACUCACUCAGUGCGGCGCAGCCUGAUUGCCCCAUCCUCCCCGGAUCCCCAAGUCUCACUGGCCCAAAACUACUCCCUGGUGGCCCAAGAGGAGGGUACUGUCCGGAGGGCAAGCAAAAGGCUUGCCAAGAAAGCUGCCGAAGAGCCAGCAGCCUCUGCUCGCGUCAUCUGUCACAGUUACCUAGAGAGGCUUCUGAAUGUUGAAGUGCCCCAGAAAGUUGACCCCAAGCAGAAGGAGCCCGGCAAGAAGGCUAAGCCUGCAGAAUUAGCAGAGCCAGAGUCCCCUGAGAAUGAUGAGAAUAACUUAGGGCUCCACAGUGCCACCAAGACUGCCCUUAGUACACCCAACCAGAAGCCUACAGUCAGCAGCCAGGAAACACCCUCUGAAGGACAGCAAGAGGCCAAGACUGACCAAGUAGAUGGACCCAAAGAGCAACCUCAGAGUGCCAGGAGGAAGCGCAGCUACAAGCAGGCGGUGAGCGAGCUGGAUGAGGAAGCACACCUGGAGGACGAGGAGCUGCAGCCCCCCAGGAGCAAGACCCCUUCCUCGCCCUGUCCAGCCAGCAAGGUGGUGCGGCCCCUCCGGACCUUCCUGCACACGGUGCAGAGGAACCAGAUGCUCAUGACCCCGACCUCAGCCCCCCGUGGCAGUGUCAUGAAGUCCUUCAUUAAGCGCAACACUCCCUUGCGCGUGGACCCCAAGGUGAGGGGGCCCGAGAAGGAGCGGCAGCGUCUGGAGAACCUGCGGAGGAAGGAGGAGGCCGAACAGCUGCACAGGCAGAAGGUGGAGGAGGACAAGAGGCGGCGGCUGGAGGAGGUGAAGCUGAAGCGUGAAGAGCGCCUCCGCAAGGUGCUGCAGGCCCGCGAGCUGGUGGAGCAGAUGAAAGAGGAGAAGAAGAAGCAGAUCGAGCAGAAGUUUGCUCAGAUUGAUGAGAAGACUGAGAAGGCUAAGGAGGAGAAGGCCAAGAAAAAGGCGGCAGCCAAGAAGAUGGAGGAGGUGGAGGCACGCAGGAAGCAGGAGGAGGCUCGCAGGCUCAGGCGGCUGCAGCAGGAGGAAGAAGAGCGGCGGCACCGGGAGCUGCUCCAGAAGAAGAAGGAGGAGGAACAGGAGCGGUUGCGGAAGGCGGCCGAGGCCAAGCGGCUGGCUGAGCAGCGCGAGCAGGAGCGGCAGCUGGCCGAGCAGGAGCGCAGGCGGGAGCUGGAGCGGCUCCAGGCUGAGAGGGAGCUACAGGAGAAGGAGAAGGCCCUGCGGCUGCAGAAGGAGCGACUACAGAAGGAACUGGAAGAGAAGAAGAAGAAGGAAGAGCAGCAACGUCUGGCUGAGCGGCAGCUGCAGGAGGAGCAGGAAAAGAAAGCCAAGGAGGAAGCAGAGGCCCGCAAAGCCCUGAAUAUGACCGUGAACGUGCAGUCUCCAGCUUGUACCUCCUAUCAAAUGACACCACAAGGGCCCAAGGGGCCUCCCAAGAUCAACCCAGAUGACUAUGGGAUGGAUCUGAACAGUGAUGAUUCCACUGAUGAUGAGGCACAGCCCCGGAAGCCCAUCCCUGCCUGGGCCAGAGGUACCUUGCUCAGCCAGGCCAUCAUCCACCAGUACUACCACCCCCCAGACCUUCUGGAGCUCUUUGGAAUCAUUCUCCCGUUGAACUUGGAGGAGAUGUUCAAGAAGAGCAAGCCCCGCUACCACAAGCGAACCAGCUCUGCCGUCUGGAACUCACCACCCCUGCAGGGGACCAGGGUCCCCGGCAGCCUGACCUAAAACCUGAAGAAGCACUGAGGCAGGCCCACGGCCUUGUUAGGGCUCUCUCAGCUCCUGUUUGUGUCUGUCUGUCCGUCUCUGUGUUGGUCUGGUGCCCUCCGCCUGGUAUGCUGCUGCUGGGAGCUUGGUCAGGUGUACAUACAUGUUUCCUGUGUGCCGGGUAUUUCUGCUGCAGCUGGCAGGUGACCCCAGACCUGUUUGGGAGAUGGGCUUGGUGGGUGGUUGGGGAAGAACCAGGCCCAGCCCCACCUGGCCCGCAGACAGCACUCUGUAAAUAGACUGUUAUUUUCAGCUGCAUUUUAGUAUUUCAGUCUCUGAGAGCGAGAUUAAUAAAGUAUAUUCCCUUACACCUGCUGUUGGUAUCAUGGAAACUGAGGGCCUUAGCAUGGUGUCCUGGCCCCUGGCCCUGCAGCCAUAUGUCUUGGGCAUCAGAGGGCUGGAGGACCAAGCACUGUCCUGUCACCUGCAGUAUGCGUCAGGAUCACCUGGUGUGGGAGUCCCUCUCCCAGAGUGCUGCUAAGUGGGUGAUCCUAUUGCCAGGACUACCCUGAGGGACACUUAAGUUACUUUCGAGAUGAGGCAGGUACAGCUGCUUCCUAUUCUUCUGGGGCACUCCCUGUUUGUAUAGGGGACCUUGCUAGCAGGCACUGCUUCCUUCUGGCUCCACUGAAUUUAAGAUAGAACCUUCUGGCUCCAACUAGGUUUUUAAUAGCCUCGUGCUGCAGUGGGGAUAUGGGCCACGAGCUGUUGCCCCUGCAGCUCAGUCUGCUGAGCAACAGCCAAUGCUGGGUAUAUCCUGCUUGGGCAGGAGCAGCCUCUGCUUCUCCGGGCUUCCGUGCUGCAAACAUUCCUCCAGAAGGUUUAGGAAAGAAGGAAGAGCAGGUCUGGGAAGGGAAGCAAGAGGUUGCAAGCUAUCCAGAUCCAGGUUAUUGUCCUAUCUGAGCUUUUGGGAGCUUGAUUCUGAAAUCUGAGCAGCAGCGCCAGAGCUAAGCUGUGUCACCCAAGGCUUACGUGCCUGCUUUGUGUCCCUUACUACACUCACACCCCGGCCAGCAAAGCACAAAGUAGCUUACGUGGCCAACCCCAGCCACAUCACCACAAUGACAAAAUUCGAAAUUCCGAAUUCUGAAUUUUCUCAACCAAAGCAAAACACUGCAUAUUGCGAGGAGGGAGUGAACUCAAGUUUCUCAUAAAGGGGAUCCUUUAAAAUGUUUUUAAGCAAUUGCACCCUCAUUGGCUUUAUUGCAAUUUAUUAAGUCUGAUAGUGGAUAUGAAGGCAGACACUUUGAUUCAGGUUGAGUUGCCUAAAUCCAUGAAGCUUUAAUCCUAUUUGCCCAUAAACAAACUCAUCUACCUACAUUGCUUUUCUUUUUAAAUAAUACCUAUUCUUUUGCUCUUAAGAUGUAGGAGAGUUGAUAAUACCAGACUAAUUCCAGGUUAACCAUUCUGGGGUUGCCUAUGAAAGAAGAGGAGGCAAUAACCCAUGAGUGCUGUGGCAUUUUUCUGGAUCUCAGCUGAUUCUCCUUGCCAGCUUUGCCCCUGGCCUGAAAGGCUCCGGUCAAGUGGGGAACUUGUUUGCAUGGUCCCAGAGAAUCAGAGCAGGGCAACUUGAAGAGUGUUCAGUGUCUCUGAAUUGUGACUUGAGAAUAAUAGGCAGGGGCCCUUCCAGGGACUCACUCCUGCCCUGUAUGCCCUGGGAUACUGUAA